AUGUCUGCAACAGACCUUCAGUCCCAGUCAGCCAAGAUUAACACUAUUCUGGAUCAACUUAUGAAGCUGCAAACAAACUGGGAGAGCAACAUGAAGACGCUGCAAACGUCAUAUGAAGAACAGUUGAAGGAAUUGACAAGUGUGCGCCAGAAAAUAAAUGCCGCUUUAGAUAAGCUGGAGAAGACCACACUGAAGGAAAUGGAUGAAGUGAAGGCCGUCUUGUAUGCUUCUCUCAAGUCCGAUGCUGACGAAUGCUUCAGGUUUCGUACUGAGUUGACACGUCUCAGUGAGGCUAUACAGGAAGCAGGCAAAAAGAGCAAGGAGCUUACCUUCAUAGCAUAUCAGAAGAGUGAAGAGAUGAUCAAACAAGCAGACAGGUGCUUGAACCAGAAUUCAAUACAAACCGAACUGUCAUUAAAGUUUAUUGUUGACAAUGACACUGAAGGGUGUUUAUCCAACCUCUCACGCCUUGGUCAUACCGUACAUGUUACGAAGGGCCUGACAAUACAGGGUAGACAAGACCUGGCAAUCACAGUAGCUUCGACAACUCCCAUUAGUGUGAAAAUACCAUGUGAUAAAAGUACUUCGUAUAUUAUCAUGGGCAUGUGUAGUCUGUUCAAUGGUCAGAUUCUGCUUGCAGAUCAUAUUAACAAUAGAUUAAAGCUGUUGGACCUGCAGCACAACGUGGUCAGUUUUUGUGAUAUGUCUGGCUCUCCAUAUGACAUGUGCCUGAUCACCCCCUGCCAGGUAGCAGUGGCUGUGGGCAAAGGCAUACAGUUUGUCUCUGUGCACAGUGGCCAGCUGGUGAAGGAGAGAGACAUACAGCUACCACACGAAUGUAUAGGAGUAGCCCAUCACCACGGGGACCUCUUUGUGACCUCCGGUACUGCUCUGUACAAGUACAAUCUCACCGGCACACUGGUGAAAAUGAUGUAUGAGGAUACAUCUAUUUAUUCGACAGUCUGGUGGUGUGCAGUGAGUCCAUCUGCUGACAAGAUCUAUGUUACCAACCAUGUCGAUCACAAACUCCUCACCCUGGCCAGCGAUGGGACUGUUAUCUCCACCUUCACUGACCCGGAAAUGAAAGGCCCAUCCGGUGUACAUGUUACACCUGCUGGACAGUUGUUGAUAUGUUGUCUGUUAUCCAAUAGUCUCAUUCAGGUGGACAGAAAAGGCAAGCAGAAGAUUGCUACAGUGGCUACACAGAAGGAUGGACUUAAAAACCCUCGUUCAGUCCUCUAUAACUGGAAAUCUGGCUCAGUCAUUGUGGGAAAUUCCAAUGAAAACAUUCUGGUGAUGAAUUUAAUAUGAAUUUAAUUGUGCAUAUGUUAUAAUACAAGAUUUGUUUUGGACUAUACUUUGCACUAAAAUGAAUCAAUUAUAAUUCACCAGUGGUUAAAAGAUCUAUGUUAUCAGGAAUAGCCUUGACAGGCACAGGCCAUUGAUGCCCCUGAGAGAUGGUACUGUUAUCUCCAGCUUCAUUGGUCAUUGCAUAAUACUUCGUAAGUUUUAUUGCAUAAAAUGUUAUACGUUCGUAAUGAAAUUCGUUGACAUAAAUUUCUCAAUACCAAAACUAACAAUGAAAUUAAUAUAACAACGUAAAUUUAAGCUUUUUGUAAGCCAUGACAUAUAUUUUUAUUUACAUAUUGUUAAAGUUUAUUAGUCUACGCAAGUUCAGAAAAUAAAAAAAAAAUACAGUGAAACAAUAUAUUUUAUUUCAAUAGAUUGGGAUUUAAAUGUUCAUAAAAUGCACAUUUUGUUAAUGAUGCAAACAAAUAGCCAGUAUUUUUUAUAUCAAGUGUAAAUAAAACCACCUGGUUCGGAGUGAUCAGAUUGUUACAAGCUUCAUCUUUAGUCAUAUUGGCAGCUUAUCAAUAAAUAUUUUCGAAGAUUAUAUAUGACGUACUCAAAAUAAGUUGACUUUAUUGCAAGUAAAUAAUAUUAGAUUGUCGUAGAUUACUAAAAUGAUUACGAGAAAUACGUUAAAAAAGCAGAUGCCCAUGUCAAGAGUCUCCUGCAUAAUACACCAAGAAUCUAUAUAUUUUUUAUUAUCACAAAUAUACUUCGUGCUGAAAAGUAAGAAGUUUACGCAGCAACUCUUAUAAAGUUGCAUGUUUGCAGUUUGGGAAAAAUCGACAUAGAUUUAUAAAAAAAAAGCAUGAAUGUAUUUUAUUCACUGCAAAGUAACACUCUUGACAACGAACAAUCUUUCUGUCAUCAAUCACAAUCAGUAAAAUUAUUAAGCAUGUGUAACACUUUUUCAUCAGAAAAUGUACAAAAUACAUGCAUUACUAACGUAGUGUUUUGAGUACACACAUUAUAUGAAACGCAUGGAGGAUCCAUGAGUAGCAUGCUAGAUUUUUCGUAUGAAAGAUAACUUUUUAUUCCGUUUUUGUCUUGCUAUUUUAUUCUUUUUUAUUCCUUAACAUGCAUACUUGUGAACAAGUCCUUUUACAAUACUUGAAUCACACAUUAUCAAGUUUUCUAUGUUAAUAAUGAUUGUCACUUGCAUUUAAUUCACUGUAGUGUCAUUAUAUUUCUAUGUCUUUCUCUAUGUUCAAUGUAGGUUAA
Messenger RNA from Dreissena polymorpha, 2571 nucleotides. RefSeq lists its product as uncharacterized. The transcript has 2 exons. Bases 1 to 1311 code for a protein of 436 amino acids. Lineage: Eukaryota; Metazoa; Mollusca; Bivalvia; Myida; Dreissenidae. Gene Ontology annotation, molecular function: ubiquitin protein ligase activity. The record is from RefSeq and is a predicted model, not a curated record. Gene Ontology annotation, biological process: proteasome-mediated ubiquitin-dependent protein catabolic process; protein polyubiquitination.